Molecule: messenger RNA, 2201 nt
Organism: Saccoglossus kowalevskii
Lineage: Eukaryota; Metazoa; Hemichordata; Enteropneusta; Harrimaniidae
Biological process (GO): DNA integration
Molecular function (GO): nucleic acid binding
Source: RefSeq, a predicted model, not a curated record
UCACUCUCUUACAACGAGACGGCUACAAAAGUCCCAUUGACUUGCUCAUCGUUGAUGAGAUUUCUGAUAAUCUUGACAAUAACGUUACUGGUGACCUACGUAACAUACCACACUUACGAAACCUACCUCUAGCGCAUCCAAUCACAAGUGACACCACACUGACUAUAGAUGUACUUAUUGGUGCGGAUCGGUAUUGGGACUACGUAGGAAACCACAUUAUAAGGGGAACCAGUCCUGUAGCAGUUUCCUCUGCCUUUGGUUAUUUAUUUUCGGGACCAGUCUAUUCAACUAAGAGAAGAGGCCAUAAUACGAAUACAUUUCAUAUUUCCUCGAUCAAAACACCAGACCCCGAGCUCGAUAAACUUGUCGCCAACUACUGGGACCUCGAAACGGUAGGCAUCCAUGACACCAUCAAAGUAAGCGAAACCAAAGCCACCCAUGAUGAACAACAUCGCCAAUUUGUUGAUAAUUGCUUGUCCAGCAAGGACGGAAGGUAUAUCGCUAAGUUACCAUGGCGACCAGAUCAUGAUAUUUUGCCGACAAACUUACAGUCAGCCACCUCACGCACCAGAAAUAUGAUCAACAAAUUGCCAAGCGAACUUGUGAAAGUUUACGACACCAUCAUACAAGAUCAACUUAAGCAGGGCUUCAUCGAGGAAGUCACCGACGACGAUCGAGAAAUCGGACACUACCUGCCUCAUCGAUCGGUCUCGAAGGACAGCGAGUCCACUCCGAUCAGAAUCGUAUAUGAUUGUUCAGCAACUUCAAAACGGGAUCAACCCAGUUUAAAUCAAUGUUUAGUCACCGGACCGCCACUGCACAACUCGCUGACGUCGAUACUAAUUCGAUUUCGCUCAAACCCAAUAGCUAUGACGGCAGACAUUGAGAAGGCAUUUCUGCAGAUACAGCUGGAUGAAUCCGACAGAAAAUUCACUAAAUUUCUGUGGUUAAGCGACCCGACUGACAUUGCUAGUCCCUUCAAGACGUACCAAUUUAAGGCAAUAUUGUUCGGCGCAACCAGUUCACCUUUUACUUUAAACGCGGCACUGCGACAUCUGACCGAUUCAUAUUCCGAUAAUCCUACUGCAAUUAAUUUGCAAAAGAAUUUAUAUGUGGACGACGUGGUUACUGGCUGUGAUACACCAAUGCAAGCGUUGCAGUUUUACGAACAAUCCACUGAAAUGCUCGCUACACACGUCUCAGAACGUGCUUACGGUGCUUCAGUAUACUUGGUCUCUGAACACGAAUCUACACUUGUUAUCGCGAAGACACGUGUCACUCCCAUUGGUAAACAAGCGUUGACAUUACCACGACUCGAGUUGAUGGGAGCAUUGAUCGGAACACGGCUUGGCCAGUUUGUAUCUGAAUCCCUUAAAGACAAUUUCAAUAUUACCAAACGCCUUCUGUGGUCGGACAAUCAGAUAACACUACACUGGUUGAACGGGCGAGGGAGACAAGAUGUCUUUACUAAAAACCGCGUUUUGGAAAUCACAUCCCACCAUCAAGAGUACCGCUACGUACCCACUUCACAGAACCCAGCUGAUCUCUUAACCAGGGGAAUUUCUCCGCGUCAACUGAGUGAGUCUCGUGUUUGGUGGUUUGGCCCCGAUUGGUUAACUAAUAGCGCAUUAUGGCCGAAAUGUGAAUUGUUUCCUAUCGAAAUAACCGAAAGUGUCAACGAACAAUUGGAUCCUGCGACUGCGCCAAAAUGUCUCACAGAAACUGCGAUACAUCAUAUGUCAACUGUCACUAAGCCAACUUUGCUGCAAACAGAAUUCGGUGACAUACUACCCGCUACAAAUAUGCGUGAUACUCCAGUGAAUACUGACAAUUUUCCGCGCCAAGUUGGAUUCAGUAUUGACAGUAUAUUUCAAGUCAAUAAUUAUCGCGAUCUCUCUCAUUUAUUACGAAUUACGGCUCUUGUACUACGUUUCGUACAUAAUAUUAAAGCAAAGCUAACUCGACGGCCAUUGAACAUUUCUAGUCUCAAUGGAAACGCACCAACUGCGUCCGAGAUCAAUGACGCUGAGCACAGGUGGUUGAAAGCUGUUCAACACAUUCACUACUCGGACGAAAUACUCUAUUUACAGCGCCAGGCGAAACAAGUUGGACCACUUUGUAAUCAACUCAAGUUAUUUCUCGAUGAUGACGGGAUUCUACGAGCAGAGGCCGACUCCAGAACACAUCCCUUCCCUAUGAUA